This is a messenger RNA of Lineus longissimus, 2824 nucleotides long. Its product is annotated as saccharopine dehydrogenase-like oxidoreductase. Gene Ontology annotation, cellular component: mitochondrion; lipid droplet; plasma membrane. Bases 419 to 1693 code for a protein of 424 amino acids. The record is from RefSeq and is a predicted model, not a curated record. NCBI's taxonomy places the organism in Eukaryota, Metazoa, Nemertea, Pilidiophora, Heteronemertea, Lineidae. The transcript has 9 exons. Gene Ontology annotation, biological process: glycolipid biosynthetic process.
AAUGUCAUAAGACGCAUAGAAGGACGAAAGAAAAGAUGCCACAGAAGAGGAUGAUAGUCUGGAGAAAAGAAUCCUUAUGACAUGUGCCAGUUAAAAGUCAUUGAUUUGGUACAGGUAUUUGGAUCAGAAUGUGCAGCAAGCGGUGAGAAUGGAUGGAUGAGACACUUACAAACCAUGAAAUUAAGUACAUGUAGUUCAUUUUUAGGCCUAACGCCCGUUUAGUAAAAGUCACAACCAUAGAUUAUGACAUUGUCACAACCAAGGAAGACAGGACAAAUUGUCUAAUGUCAGCUGCUGCCGUCUGUACUUAACAAAUGGAACUAAAAUAAGUUUCUAGUUCGUUGCACUAGCACCGGUGGCGUUCCAAUUGCUGAGAUUUGCAGUUUGUCACAUUUCCUCAACCAGUGUGGAAGCAGAGAUGGGCUCUUCAGAUACUUAUGAUUUUGUAGUGUUUGGUGCUACUGGCUUCACUGGCCAAUAUGUCGUAGAGGAACUUGCAGUUGCCUGUGAUGGCACUGAAUAUACCUGGGCCAUUGCUGGGCGAAGUAUGGAGAAAUUGCAGAAAGUUCUGGCCCAGGCCUCCAAACAGACAGGACUCGCUCUUGAAGAAAAGCCUAUCCUGAUGGCUGACAUGACCAGUGAUGAAGCACUGAUGGACAUGUGCAAGGCAGCCAAAGUCCUCCUGAACUGUGUGGGACCAUAUCGUUUCUUCGGUGAGAAAGUGGUGAAGGCGUGCAUUGAGAAUAAGACGCAUCACCUGGAUAUCAGCGGUGAGCCACAGUAUCUUGAGAAAAUGCAGCUUCUCUAUCACGGCAAAGCCAAAGAAAACAGCACCUACAUCAUUGGUGCAUGUGGUUUUGACAGUAUUCCGGCAGAUAUGGGCUUGAUCUUCCUCAAGAACAACUGGGGGGCAGGCGAAGUGAAUUCUGCUGAGAAUUAUGUUGAAACGGAGUCAGGCCCUGAUGGAGGUGGAGCUCAUUAUGCAACCUGGCAGUCAGCCAUUUAUGGAUUUGCUCAUGCCCAUGAAUUGAAGUCACUCAGAAAACAACUCUAUCCAUCACCACUCCCCAAGCCAUCAUUCAGACAGACCAGGAGGUCUGUGGUGUUCCACAGUAAAGACGUCAAUGGUUACUGUGUGCCAUUCCCUGGGAGUGACCGCUCGGUUGUGCAGCGCACAGAGAGGUACAUCCACGAACAGAAAAACACAAGACCGGUUCAAUUCCAAGCUUAUUACAGGGCAGGCAAUUUGCUUGCUACACUUGGUCUUUCUGUCUUUGGAAUCAUCUUUGGACUUCUGGCAAGCUUUAGCUUCGGAAGGACAUUGCUCGAAAAGUUCCCUCGCCUAUUCUCUGCUGGCAAAUUCUCGCACGAAGGUCCGUCAAGAAAACAGAUUGCGGACUGUACGUUCUGGAUGUUAAUGAUCGGGGAAGGAUGGCAGAAGAAAAUGACGCCCGAAGAACAGCACAAGGACCAACCGGAUAAAAAAGUCCGAGUGAAAAUCUCCGGUCCUGAGGCGGGAUAUGUGACAACUCCAAGAUGUAUGGUUGCUGCUGCUCUUUGUCUGGUGGAGGAACCAGAUAAACUGCCGGCAGGAGGUGGAGUCUACACCCCUGGUGCUGCUUUUGCGGACACACAGCUAAUGGACAGACUUCAGAAACGUGACAUCAAAUUUGAGGUCCUCCCAGAGGAAUAAAGGAGUCACGAUGAUAUUGCUAGUACUGUAUAUGAUAUGCAGAUGACAUCGUCAUCGCCAUAUUGGACGGCAAACACAUUCCUGUACUAGUAACACUGCACUCAAUUGCUUCAUAACGCAAGUAGUGCAACUUAAAUUCACCCUGAGGUGACAUCAGUGAUUCGCAGUUGGAGACCAGGUGUUUGUCGACCAACAUGGAAGUCUCAAAAUAAUAAAAUGUGCUAUUGUUAAAACAGGUUUAACCAACUCUAUUCUUUGAAUAUGGGUAAAAUUUGCUGUCUUAUCCUUCAAAAUGAAAGAUCUGUUCUACCACGACCGCCUUAUACAUACAUACCGUCCUUAUCUCCUAAAAAGGAGAUGAAGUUUAUGCAGAGAAAGCUAGUUGAAUUGUUCGAUUAUAGGUUCAGAGAUGGUGGACAGUUGAAGGAAUUUUGGCAUGUCCUUCAUGCUUGAACCAUGUUCAUUUCUCAUUUUUCAUCAGUCAGUGUAUUCAGAAUUUAUUGACUUGGGCCUAGGUCCAUGUAUGUCUCUGUUGGAGAGUCAUGUUUAUUGAUAUUCGAGAUUACAUCAUGUAUUUGCAUGCUUUGAGUUUUAUGGUCAGCUUAAGGGUCUAUGCUGUUCAUCAUGUUCAUUUGUGUUUUUUUGUUGCUCAUUAAAUAGAAAUAUACGAUUUGACCUCUCUAGUAAGGACACCGCUCUGUUAAGGACAGCAUAUGACAGUCCCAGGGGUUUCCUUAUUAGGGAGGUUCUACUGUAGUUCGCUUUUCUUGGCUUCAUAUAUUGAGACAUUGUACUUAAACGGUUUGAUUGAAUGUUUGACUACUUGGGAAGGGUUAUUGCCCGGCCGGCACUAAUUUACUAGACAUAGCUCCUGUAUAAAGACCAUUCUCCGAAGUAAACUGUCAUAAAUGACGCAAGUGACUGUUAUAUCACUAAUUUGGCUUGAAGGUGACUGGGUGCCUUGUACUUGCGUAUAAUUCUAUGGGACCUGCAUUUCUGCAUAAUUUUUUAUUACAUUCUAAGAUUAAUGUAUGUGCCUGGUAUUUAAGUUAUAUUGGUACAGAUGAAGUCCUUACUGCAUGGAAUGCAGCAUGAUUGUGAAGUAUUACAAUAAAGGAAAUACUAACCUUA